CGCUGGCUACGCCCCUCUGUUGUUUCGAGAAUAAAGUUGAUUGUAAAGUUAAGUGUCGCUCGGCUGCUUUAUUUCUGUAUUCGCUGUUUUAUUUGUGCAUGAGUGAUCAUGGGGAAGAUUGAGUGGGCGAUGUGGGCCAAUGAACAAGCUCUGGCUGCUGGACUGAUUUAUCUGACGGGUGGUGUGGUCGGUGUGGCUGGUCAGUUCAGAGGAUGGCAGUUUGCAGCGUUCGGCAUUGCUGCAGGUGUGUUUGUGUGUUUACUGGAGUAUCCACGCAGCAAACGAAGUAAAGGCACCAGCGUCGAGCGCACGGGUCAGUACUGCUUCACUGUGUGUGUGAAGGCUUUCGGCCCGCUGACCAGAAACUAUUACAUCAGAGCGUUUCUGCAUGCUGCGCUGUGUAUUCCAGGAGGGUUCAUGUUGGCCACAGUUCUUGGGUGUGUGUGUCUAGGAAUCGCCAGUUUAAUCUACCUGUCGGCAGCGAUUCACAGUGAGCAUUGGGAGCCCAUCCUGCCCCGAAAAGAUCCUCCAAAGCGUGUUGGUGAAAGCAUCAAAGAGCCACCUCAGAACCCUCCACCACGGCCUCCAGCAGACCUGCGGCGUAAGAGAGCAGAGAACCUGGAGGCGGCCGUGUACGACAACCCCAUGACUGUCACCGUCAAUGAAUAAUCAUUACAUAUCACCAUUUAUGAGGUUACUGUCAUGCUGGAUUAGAGCUGGAAUUGACUAAAUUAUUUUUUAUCACUGUUUAUUUAAUAAUAUGUGUUGUGCUCCAGCAAGGUCUACUAAGCAACCAAAUUGGCCCGGUUGCUAGGGAGGGUAGAGCCACAUGGGGUAACCUCCUCGUGGUCGCGAUUAGUGGUUCUUGCUCUCAAUGGGGCGUGUGGUAAUUUGUGUGUGGAUCGCAAAGGGUAGCAUGAGCAUCCACAUGCUGGGAGUCUCUGUGGCGUUAUGCAAAAUGAGCCACUUGAUAAGAUGCGUGGAUUGAGGUGAAUAACCGCGCCACCAGGAGGACCUACUAAGUAGUGGUAAUUGGACAUUCUGAAUUUGGAGAAAAAGUGGAUCUAAAAUUAAUAAAUGUUGUGCAUUACAAAUUGGGGAGAAAAUAAAAAAAAAAAAAAUACAAAUAAUUUUGUGUUUUGUGUAAACAUUAUUUUUAUAUCUCAGUUACUUAUUUAACAAUGAAGGUUUCUAUACAUUUCCAUCAUAAUGUUCAGCUGAAUAGUGUGACACUGAUGGAGGAAACACUGUAUCGUUUUAUCCAUAAUGUAAUAAUUCUAUUGCAUGCACCAUCUAUGCUUACUUAAAGGAAAAUAUUAUUUGACAUGUUAUUAAUGUAACCGCCACAGUAAUUAUGUAUUUUUUCCUCAAGAGAAUGUAUAUAUAUAUUUGUGUUUUUGUACUUUCAAUAAAUUUAGGAUUCAUACAAUUAGUUGAGUUAAAACGAAAUAUUUUUUAAUAGAAAUUAUUUCACUUAGUAUUUAAAACAUUCUAUAAUCUUUCGCAAGGUGUCAGUUGACCUUCUAUAUAAUUUCCAUGUGUACAUUUUAA
Molecule: messenger RNA, 1551 nt
Organism: Xyrauchen texanus (razorback sucker)
Lineage: Eukaryota; Metazoa; Chordata; Actinopteri; Cypriniformes; Catostomidae
Gene: cyba
Product: cytochrome b-245 light chain
Exons: 6
Coding region: 109-669 (186 amino acids)
Biological process (GO): superoxide anion generation
Cellular component (GO): NADPH oxidase complex
Molecular function (GO): heme binding
Source: RefSeq, a predicted model, not a curated record